UGGAAGUUAACCAGCAAUGGGAUCAGCAAUUUAGAAGUAUGAAAAAGUUAUAUGAAAGAAAGGUCGCGGAGCUGAAGACGAAACUGGACGCCGCGGAAAGACGGCUCAGCGCGCCGGACGGGGAGCAGCGGCAGCGCUCGAGGGACGGCGACGGGCCGCGCGGCCCCACCCGGAACCCGCCGCGCGAGGAGAAGGAAAAAGAAAGUCUAAAUGAAGAAUUGCAUGAAUUGAAGAAAGAGAAUAAGCUGUUGAAGGAAAAAAAUGCUCUUGCAAACAAGAAGAAAGAACAUUUAGAAUGUGAAAUAAGACGCCUCAAUAAGGCUCUUCAGGAUGCCUUGAACAUCGAGUGUUCUUCAUCUUCUGAGGACUGUUUGUGGAAGUCUGGAGAGUGCCGCCAUGAAGAGCUGAGAACAGAAAUGGAAGUUCUCAAGCAGCAGGUGCAAAUAUAUGAAGAAGACUUCAAAAAGGAACGAUCGGAUCGAGAAAGACUUAAUCAAGAGAAAGAGGAGCUUCAGCAGAUUAAUCAGACUUCCCAAUCCCAGCUGAACAGGCUGAAUUCUCAGAUAAAAGCUUGUCAGAUGGAGAAAGAAAAACUAGAAAAGCAAUUAAAACAGAUGUAUUUUCCAACCUGUAACUGCGGCUUGAUUUUCCACCUGCGGGAUCCUUGGGGACCAACAGGCCCUGGGGCUGUGCAGAAUCCACAGGAGCACCCACCAGACUGUCCGUGGUAUGCUCUAGACCAGCUUCCGCCAGAUGUACAGCACAAGGCAAAUGGUUUCUCCUCAGAAAGGAAAGGCAAUCAGUAGAAGCUACCGCAGCAGGGGAAAUGGGCGACGGGGCGCUUGGCUGAGGGCCCUCUGCUUUGUUUUUACUGCGGCUCGUUUCUGCCGCAAGUGCACAUCAUCCACUCUGUUGCUUGUGCCUGGUAACGUUUCGCCUUGGCAUGGAUAGAGGAAAAGGCUUCUGACAGCUCAGAUCCUGAUCAAGUUUGUGGAGCGAGUUAAUACAACCAAACACAACUUCCAGUUUCCUCGAAAUGAGAUUUGGCAGAGGGAUUAUGCACCACUCCUUGAAAUUCUCCUCAGCAUGUUGCUGUUGCGUGUGCAAGGGUGAUUCCAUGAUUUAAGCAACUUCAUUUUUGGUGCAGCAAUAUUGUGUGUUCCU
This is a messenger RNA of Propithecus coquereli (Coquerel's sifaka), 1164 nucleotides long. RefSeq names its product TNFAIP3 interacting protein 3 (gene TNIP3). The transcript is spliced from 9 exons. Lineage: Eukaryota; Metazoa; Chordata; Mammalia; Primates; Indriidae. The record is from RefSeq and is a predicted model, not a curated record. The coding region runs from base 39 to 806 and encodes 255 amino acids. Gene Ontology annotation, biological process: cellular response to lipopolysaccharide; regulation of transcription by RNA polymerase II.